CUAUUGUGGAAUGUCUUAAAGAUGUCAGUCCUGUUGUUAUAUCUGAUUUUCAGCUUCCUGUAAUAGAGAAAAGUUUGAGGAAGGCAGCAGUAAUAAUUUUAGAACUCGAUUAUGCUGACGUGGUAAAUAAUGAUUGAAUAAUGAUUUAAAAAUAUUUUAAAUUUAAAUUUUCAGGAAAUGAUAGAAUCAAUGAUCCGUAAUCACCAAAAAGGAACAGCUUGGAAUCAUAUGGCAAAAGUCAUUUUCAUCGUACCAAAUACCAUGGACAUAAAUCAACGGGCAUUAAUAAUAGUUGUUUUGAAGUUUGUUGGCUUUCUGGAUGUUGCAGUCGUCCAUCAAACUGCUACUGGAACUAUUCGUACCGAACUUUUUCCAACACUUCUUAAUAAACUCAAAAUUGUUACAGGCAAAGUGAACAAAUCGCUGAUGUUUCCAUACAAAUUAAAGGACAUGCAGGGACAUCAACUAAAUAUUGUGAUUCACUUUCAACCACCACGAGUAUAGCUCAUCGAAAAUAGAUUAUCAACUCCAAUGACUCAUUAUUUAGAGGCAUUAAGUAAAGCUCGGAACUCUACAUUCAAAAAAAUUUUCAUCACAGAUCAUACGCUUAUUGAAGAGAUCUGGUUAAGUCGAAAGAUGGAUUUAACAUUAAAUAAUGGAUAUGUAAUUGAUAGUUUAGAGCCAAAGCUGUUGACUUACGAAGAGGAUGCUUUCUGUGUCUUGGUUCCUCUACCACCAAAAUCCUCACUUUUUCAAUUGAUUUUCAUUGAACCUUUUGAUGGUUGGACUUGGUUGUGUUUAUUCCUUACUAUUAGUUCAUCUUUUACUGUUUGGUGGAUGUUCAGAGGUCGUGGUGCUGUUGAUUCUCCAUUGGUGCUUGGUUAUGGCAUGUUUGUAAUGUUUUUGGGACAGGGCGUCGAAUACAGUCGCAGGAAUCGCUUAGUUUUGGUUAUUCUACUUCAAUUGAUCAUUUCGAUGAUUUUUGUAUUAAGCAAUGCUUAUCAAGGUGUCAUCACAUCCUUUAUGAUAGAUCCAAUACGUGAUGAAACAUUGAAAACAUUUGAUGAAGUUCUGGCAACAAAAUAUAAGUUUCUCAUGAAUCAACUGUUUGCUGCCUUGAUUAACGACACCGAAGAAUUUAAGAUUGAUUCAUCUAGAAAAAUAGUAAGAUUUAAUAAUGCAACAGAUACUUUCUCUAGUAGGAUACUGGAACGUAAAUAUGUCAUAAUUACGAAAUGUGAUCACGCUGAGUUUUACAUCAGUAACAAGCUUUUAGAUGGAAUCAUGUUACUAGAUUAUUAUUAUUUGUUACCAACAAGGUUGCUGUCUAGUUUUGUUCGACUUGAAGCCAGUCACUUCAAUCCAUUCCUUCAAAUGUUUCAGAAUACGAUGGAUUUGUGUUUUGAGGCCGGUUUGCCUUAUAUUUGGAAGGUUUUUGAGUUCCAAAAUGUUGUAAGUUAUUAUAAAAGUACAUUUAAUGAUGAACCAGUCUAUCUAGAACUAAAGGAUUUGACUCAAGUAUUCAGCAUCUUAGUGAUAGGCUAUGUAUUUUCCACUUUGACUCUGCUUGCUGAAAAUCUAUUCCAUCGACAUCUAAAAAGAAUAAAGCUAGCUUAUUUUGCAAGAAAUUUAAAAGUUAAAGCUUAUCACAUAUCACAUUGCAGAAGAAAGCUCCCCAAAGAUGUAAAAUACCAAAUGGGUGCACUGUACUACAUCAUUCAUCGACACCAAAAGUUGAAACGAUUAAAACCAAAAAGGAUGAAAAUUCGUGAAAUUUUCGUUCGAUCUAAAAGACCUGAAGAGUAAAAAAAGGCAAGAACCAGUCAGUAUCUUUUAAAUUUACGCUAUGACACUGCUUUUCGCGUAUUUUUAGGAUAAUCGACUGCGCUUCUCCAUCCUUUCAAUCCCAACAUUCAGCUUUUCAUUUCAAACUUGUGCCUUCCACUUCUCUCAUCCACUUGCAUAAAUUGAACAUGAACACACAAAAAAAUCAGAAUUGGUUUCCAUAGCAAAGAAUUUUUUCUCUGUCGCUUCUCUUUCCAUACUCAAAGAUGCAAAUUCAAUCAAAAUGAAUGUUUACGUUCAACUUGAUCGGCUGAAGAUUUUUUUUUUCUCAUCUCUCAUUCCGCUUUUUUAUGCUCUUCAAUUUCAAAUCGUCUGUGUUUUUUAAUUUCAUAUUGUGAAUCUACACGGGUUUAUGGAUUCCUUCACCCCCCUUGAUUCUCAUUACCAUGAGAGUAUGGGGGUUGUUUUUGGGUGACGUCAUUUUUUUGAAGGAUUAGGUUUAAAGCUAUUUUAAGUUCCUACAUUGAGGAUCUCAAAUCAAGCUUUGAGUGCCCGUGUUGUAUUACCAGGUUGCACUGCUAGCUUGCUCUAUUAACUUACACUCUUAGCUUUCAGUACUAGAUUGAUUUACUAGAUUACAUUGUAAACUUGAAAUCUAGUCUAUACUACUAGGUUACUCUAGUAAGUUUCAUUACUAGCUUUUAAUCUAGCUUAAACUAUUGUCUGGCACUACUAGGCCAAGUUUCACUACUAAGUUGCAUUACUAAGUUGGACUACUAAGUUGCACUACUAAGUUGCGAUACUAAGUUGCACUACUAAGUUGCACUACUA
Molecule: messenger RNA, 2616 nt
Organism: Chironomus riparius
Lineage: Eukaryota; Metazoa; Arthropoda; Insecta; Diptera; Chironomidae
Source: the annotation of a GenBank genome assembly